Molecule: messenger RNA, 2560 nt
Organism: Ooceraea biroi (clonal raider ant)
Lineage: Eukaryota; Metazoa; Arthropoda; Insecta; Hymenoptera; Formicidae
Product: odorant receptor 67a
Biological process (GO): sensory perception of smell; detection of chemical stimulus involved in sensory perception of smell
Cellular component (GO): plasma membrane
Molecular function (GO): odorant binding; olfactory receptor activity
Source: RefSeq, a predicted model, not a curated record
AGAAGGUUUAUAAGUCGAGUGUAAUGGAAAAAGAAUAUAAUAAAGCCUUUGAAGACAUAAAACGUCAUUUUAAUCGUGAUAUACAUACAUCCGCUGAACAAGAACAAGCAUAUUUGAAGACAAAUAUGUGAAACGGAAGUGAAUGAGAAGAACCGUGAGAAAGAAUCGUGGCACUUCUCUCAUAUCUGUCGCAGAAAAAGUUAUUGUUCCUGAAAUAAAAAAUAUAUGUCGUUUAAUAAUUGAUUAAAUUUUAAUUUAAAAAGAUAUGCAUUUAAAUCAAGAUAAUUAUACGAUUUAUCAAAGUUCUUUAACGAUUAACGAUAAAUUAUUGCAGUAAUUACAGAUAACUAAUCCAGUCUCAGGAUUAACUAAUAUCUAAGAGAAAAAGCGCACACAUAAAUUACAAAUUAAUAAAAACUGCCUAUUCACUUCGAAUACAUGGAUUUCCAAAGCGUAAAUCCUCUGAACGUUCGAUUAAAUCUGAUCUCAGGCAAUCUCUUACCGAUGACUGCUGAUGGCACGGUGUUUUCUACAUUCUGGAAAAUACACAGCGUUUUCGUAUGGUUGCUCACAGCAGUUCACACAAGUGUCCUAAUCUACGGAUGCACUUUAGUCCCGAGGGAGAAAGCUUUAAAAGACGGCUCGGUCGCUUUGGUAAUCACCGUAGAGGUGAUCUUUAUGGUCAUGCAGAUUCACGCACGGAAGCGACUGGUAUUACAGUUGAUCAAGAAAAUGAACGAGAUUUUAUGCUUGAAAAACGAGAUGAUAAAGGACAUCGUAAUUGCGCUCUUGAAAUCGAUGAAGAUUCCCCUGAAGUUUUAUUGGAUGGCAGGCGUUGUAUCUAUAAUAGUGUGGUGUAGCGCACCGUUUGUAGUAAUUUUGGAGAGAAAUUAUUUUUUUUAUGUAGAUUACAGAAUGCCAGUUUUCUACGCGGAGGAACCAUUCUCCAUAAGCAUCUUUGUCCUGGGAACCCUCAUCCUAAUGGUCAGUAGCAUGUAUACCUUCACGAAGAAGGUCAGCGUGGACAGCUAUAUGAUACAUAUGAUACUGCUGGUAACGGCACAAUACAAAUACAUCGCGUCCAAGCUCUCGAUGAUAUUUCAAGAUGGAAUACACAACAAUGGUCCUAAAGAGCGUUAUUCUAACGUUGAUUGUUACACGGAAAAGGAGAUUAAAUCGUUAUGUCAGCAUCACAAUUUAACCCUUCAGAUAAUAUUAUUGCUAAAAACUCUUCUGUCUUUAAACUUAAGUCUGAUAUAUGUGAAUAGUGUUUUUCGGUUCUGCUUUAUUGGUGUUAUGAUAUUAUCAAUAUCAUCGACAACUUUGCUGGAAACAUCAAUGAUCAUCAUAUACGCGUCCGGCGCAAUAGUGCAACUGUACAUAUUGUGUUCUUGUGUGCAGCAGUUAUUAGAUGCUGGUAUCGAAAUAACGGAUAAAGCAUUUCAUGAAGAAUGGUAUCGAUAUGGAAAAUCGAUAAAACAUAUGUUUGUGAUACUUAUAAUGGCUAAUAACUUAGAUUGCAAACUAUCAACAUUCGACAAUCUUAAUCUCUCUUUGUCCUCAUUUAUGCAAAUUUUAAAUUCAUCGUAUUCUAUCGCUAUUUUACUUUCGAAAACUACUUGAGAAGGACAAUGCUGUGCACGUUUCAGACACAAGGAUUAGAUCAAAUCAAAAUGAAAAACAUACUAGUAUAAUAUGUAGAUUUUACUGUGUGGUAGAACAGAGUAAAAUAUAAAAAUUCUGUCCGUUUAUGGCAAUGCAAGAAAUCUUGUAGCGUAUAUUCUAUUAUAUCUUAUAUUUUAAAUAGCAAUUAACACAGAAAGAGGGAAUUGCAAGAUAAAAGCUCACCCUAAAAUAAUCGAUCUUUGAUCCAUGAACGCAUAAUAUGAAGCUGCCGCAUAAUAAUUUAUAAAACAUAAUACGUGUAUUCCGAGCAUCGUGUAAUCUACCGCAGGAUUCACAGUUUUUUAUCGAUGUUAAACACAGCAAGUAUAACAUCCGACUAUGACUUCUCUGGACAUUGCGGUAAUGCAACAGUCGGCGACACUAUAAGAAAAUGACUGCUACACAGUUCAAUGCUAAUUACAAGAGAUAUCAAAAACGUAUCAUAUCGUAUUCAUUCCGCUACAUGAUCGAAUAAGGUCUUUCAAAGAAACGUUGUGAUCUUUAUUUACGAUUUUCAUUUCCCUACAAUUUCUUUUCAUUAUUACAUACCGAGAAAUCCGACGUUGCCAAUGAUACUUUGUGAUAUAGUCACAUAAAAAUUAUAACAGCGAAUGCAAUAAAUGUGGAGUAUUGUUCAUCAUAAAAAUAGAUCAUAAAAGUAGAGUAUUGUUCAUCAUCGAAUAAUAUAUUUAGUAAUGGAGAGAGAAACGCAAACUCAAAAGGAAUACUUUUAAUUCUAAAAAAAACACUGCGUAUUAUACGUGUAGCAUAAGCAUAUAUGACAUGAUAGAAAUUUGAAACAAAGGUAAAUAUAGACAUGUAAAAGUCUAUAUGUUCUUUUGCACUAAACACGUGUCAUAAAGUAAUAAUAAUUAAUAAAGCUUUUCCUAAUUAC